UUCUCUAUAGGCUCAAAAAUCCUAGGCAACGCAAGCCCAAAAAUUCUCCGCUCGGCGGCGACUCCUCACCGUCGGUGUAACUCCCCACAAACGCCAUCAAUGGCCGCCAGUCAACGAUCGAUCCAACUCGUCGCGCUUCUCCUCCUGCUUCACCACGCAGAAUGCCUCCGCUUAGCGCAGUGGGGAACACUGAUCUCCCUCUCCCACUCUCUGAUGAACCGCGUAGCCACCGCGCGCGCCGCCCGUGGUGACCACGAUGCCGCCGAUAGGGCGCGCCGGAUUGCCGACAAGAUCCACAGCCUCGGAGGCGGAAGAGGGAUUUGGUCGGCUGGCUGGGAUUACGCUUGGAACUAUGCGUUUCGCGGGGGGAUUCCAUCAGCGGAGACUUACCGAUCUGUAUCCAAGGUCAUGGCGUUGUUGGCAGAGUUUUAUAGAUUGGAAUCGAAUGAAGAAAGAACCGGAUGGUUAUUUAAGAAUUACCCCCGUGUGAUGGAUCAAUCGUCCUUGCUAAGUUUUUUCUCGAGAUCUGGGGUUUUAAGGGAGGCGGUGUUGAUGAUGCAGAAGGAGGUUGUGGAAGGGGAGCUUCUCAGAGACUGCUUGAAAGUGGGCGGGGCUGAUUUGGAGGGGUUGGUACGGGUUGCUAGAGAUAUGCUAUUUUCUUCUUCUUCAUCUUCGAGUCACAGCGAUCUAUAAGCAAGUUGGUCUCCAUCGGAUUUGAGUUCGGAGGUAGGUUCCUAGUCCACCCUUUUUUUUAUAUUUUUUGUAAAAACUUCAAUUUUCAACUUAGAAGAAGGUUAAAAUUCUAUCUUUUAUGUUUGUAAUUAAACUGUAUUCCUCUUUUGAAUUCAACUACUUGUCUAGAAACUUAAGUCUUGUUGUAUUUUGAUAACUGGUAAGGCAAAUGUUCAAAGCCUGGAUCUCAGUAGAGAGUUCUACGUGCUUGCUUGAUAUCUCAAAAAUAUUUUAA
This is a messenger RNA of Phalaenopsis equestris, 967 nucleotides long. RefSeq lists its product as uncharacterized. Bases 100 to 693 code for a protein of 197 amino acids. The record is from RefSeq and is a predicted model, not a curated record. The transcript has 3 exons. NCBI's taxonomy places the organism in Eukaryota, Viridiplantae, Streptophyta, Magnoliopsida, Asparagales, Orchidaceae.